AAAUGGCAGUUUAUUUUAAUUACAUAGUCGAAAUAGUUUAAAUAUAGUAGCAUUAUUCUAUAUUUAUAUAUAUUAUAUAUAUAUAUUAGAGCUAAAAGAGAUGAAAAAGGUGAAAAAACGCCAACAGCUGAAUGGGAGCAGAACAACGCUUGGUAGACCUGAAGAACACAUGUCCUGGAAGAAGCAGAAGCUCGCAGACAUCCAGCAGGCUCUGAACAGUGACCCUGUGGACAUCGAGACCCUGCGCAGUGCAGCUGUCAGCGAGGGAGGCUUACUGACCGAUGAUGUGCGCAGAAAAGUUUGGCCCAAGCUCCUCAGUGUCAACGUGUUUGACCUUCCUGCCAAACCUGCUAAAAAUAUCCGAGAGAACCACAAAGACUACAACCAGGUGCUUCUCGAUGUUAGACGCUCCAUGCGCCGAUUCCCACGAGGGAUGCGGGCUGAUGAAAGGGAGGUGCUGCAGGAGCAGCUGAUUGACAUCAUCCUGGACGUUCUGAGGAGGAACCCCCAGCUGCAUUACUACCAGGGCUACCACGACAUAGUGGUCACCUUCCUGCUGGUUGUAGGAGAACGGAUGGCCAUAGCGAUGGUCGAGAAGCUGUCCAAUCAUCAUCUCAGGGACUUUAUGGACCCCACCAUGGACAGUACCAAACACAUCCUGAAUUACCUGAUGCCCAUUCUGGAGCAGGUCGACCCUGAGCUACAUGACUUCAUGCUGAGAUCCGAGGUGGGCACCAUCUUCGCUCUCAGUUGGCUGAUCACCUGGUACGGCCACGUCCUCUCAGACUUCCGACACGUUCUGCGGCUCUACGAUUUCUUCCUGGCCUCCCAUCCACUCACGGCUGUUUACUUUGCUGCUGUGAUUGUGCUGUACCGUGAGCGGGAGGUGAAGAGCACCGAGUGUGACAUGGCCAGUGUUCACCACCUGCUCUCUCAGAUUCCUCAGGACCUUCCAUACGAGCAGCUCAUCUCCCACACACACAGCCUCUUCACCCGCUACCCCCCCACCCAGCUCGCCUGCUCCGCCCCACUGCCGUCCCGCAACAGCAUUGCCAUCAGCUCCUUUCAGGAUUUCCAGACGUCCACUCAGCAGCAGCGGCCCGACUCCGUCCUGCGGCAGCAACAGCAGCGUCUCCACCAGCACUACGAUACCCGCCUCAUCGUGACACGCCCCCACAGCACUCAGCUCAGUGGUACCCAGCAGCUCAUCAAGAUGGCAGUGUGGGGCAUUUCGGCUACACUUGGGGCAGCUGCACUGGCUGUCGCACAGACCGCCAUGGACUGGGCACCUGACUUUCUCCUGCAGCUCUUCUGACCAAGAGAGAGAGAGUCAUGUACUAAAUUCAGAGCGAAUUACUAGUAAACCUGUCUUUUGUUAUCAAGUACCAAAAAAAAAAAAAGAAGAAAAAAAUAGUUUAUUGAGCAUUUUGCUCCUUCACGGUUCUACACUUUGCCAAGCUAAUAUUUGGAGUAUGAAAAGUAGCGGAUGGGUUUUUUUGUAAUGAUAAGCAUUCCUGAACGCCUUUCCAUCAGCAGAAUGUCGAGGGGAAAAAGUGCGCCGAUAGCGGAUUCCAAACAGCAGCAGACGUCCAGAUUAUUAAACCGUGUUUUUUUUUUUUUUUUCUUUUCUUUUUUCCCCUCCCUCCAUCCUUCCUCUCUUCACUGCUGAAGGACUUUGCAGCGGAGUGAAAGAAACAGCUCAUUGAAAUGAGAUGAGAUGAGAAGAGACGAGUGCGAGCAGGUGGGUUCCUUUGGUCUGUGGAGAAUAAAGAGUUCGGCCUGCAGUGAACGCAGCACUCAAGCAAAAAAAAAAAAAAAAAAAACACACAUCCAUCUGCUACAUUUCCAAAUCAAGCCAGUCAUCAAUCAUUCUCAAGCAAGGACCAGUUGGAGGAAACUUCAAAGUCUGAAAAACACAACCUCAGGAAAGCCUCCAUAACUUCCUUAUUGGAAUCACGAGCGUCUUUUUUUUUUUUUUUUUGUCUUUCAUGUUAAACUUAGUCACUGAAUCCCCGCCUUGGUAUCAUCUCUCAGAUCUCGAGCUCCUCCUACUUUUCUCAGACGAUCACCUGCCUUCAGUUCCCCGCCGGCCUUUCAGAGAUUUUAACGAGACACUUCCAACACACACUUAGUUACAGGAGAAUAUAAAUCCGUCCAAAGAGAUUAAGCGUCUUGCCUUUUUCCUGGCCCCAUACGCGCACUUUAUUGUCUCUGUCAUAAACACAGAGGCGAAGAGUCUGACGAGCUGAGCCUGAAUUACAGCGCCGAACGCAGCCUGAAGCGCCGGAUGCUCUUGCCUAUUAGUGCCAUGGUGAGAGAGAGCGAGCGAGCUGUGGAGCAGCUGUUUAUCUACAAGACAGCUCUAUGAGAAGCUCGUCCUGUAAAUUCCACUGCCAAAACGUGGAAAAGUUUCAGUCCUGGAAACACGUCCAUCUUAGUUUUCCACUUUCUUCACUUUCAGGUAAUUAUAUGCCCAGUUAGAAAUGCCCAGAUCGUCUUUUUUUUUAAUGCGAAUUUAAUUCAGCCCUUAUGGCUGUUGGCAAGGAUUUGGUCUUUUCUUUUUAAUGUUUUUUUUUUUUCCUCCACCAAAUGCGUGAACAAGAAGUGGAUGAAAUAUGACGAACAGGUUGUGCGUGUGCACCUGUAGAACCAUCCAGAAAAACCUGAGGAAAACGAACUGAACGUUUGGAUGCGUUCCAAACGAUAAUCAAGCAACGGAAGCGCAAUCAAUUUUAUGAUUAUUGCAGGUGUAGAAGGCAGUCUGAGUAAACAUGCACUUUAAUUUAUCAUUUGUAAUUUGUUGAGGAUAUUUUGCACACAUCCUGUUAUAACUG
Neoarius graeffei (lesser salmon catfish) is the source of this 2834-nucleotide messenger RNA. RefSeq lists its product as uncharacterized. Gene Ontology annotation, biological process: positive regulation of GTPase activity; endoplasmic reticulum to Golgi vesicle-mediated transport. The record is from RefSeq and is a predicted model, not a curated record. Gene Ontology annotation, cellular component: endoplasmic reticulum membrane. NCBI's taxonomy places the organism in Eukaryota, Metazoa, Chordata, Actinopteri, Siluriformes, Ariidae. The transcript is spliced from 8 exons. The coding region runs from base 101 to 1315 and encodes 404 amino acids. Gene Ontology annotation, molecular function: GTPase activator activity.